Messenger RNA from Acanthocheilonema viteae, 435 nucleotides. NCBI's taxonomy places the organism in Eukaryota, Metazoa, Nematoda, Chromadorea, Rhabditida, Onchocercidae. The record is from the annotation of a GenBank genome assembly.
AUGGAAGAACUUAUAAGCGCAUGGCCAAAUCAUGUGAAGGAUUUACCACGUGUUACAGUUAUCCCAUUGAAAAAAACAACAAUUCAUGUCUUCACCGAUGCUUCAUCAGUCGCAUUUGCAGCUGUUGCAUACGAAUACGGUCCGCACAAUUCGUUAAAAAACCCAAAUGAAAUUAGAAGCAAAGGGCACCGGAUACAAAAUCACUCUCGUCUACUGCCCAGAUUCAUACAAAAUAGAGUCAAAGACAAUGAAUUAUGGAGAUUUAACAGUCGACUAAGAAACGCGGAUCUAAAACGAGCCCUUCCCAAACGUAAUCGUAUCAUCUCACAAAAAACUACAUGGGGAUAUGAAGGAUAUACACCACGGUGGAAUUACGCAUACGACUGCGAAAAUGAGAACCAGUUUCUGGAUAUCAAACGGCAGAACAGAAGUUAA